This is a messenger RNA of Diatraea saccharalis (sugarcane borer), 609 nucleotides long. NCBI's taxonomy places the organism in Eukaryota, Metazoa, Arthropoda, Insecta, Lepidoptera, Crambidae. The record is from the annotation of a GenBank genome assembly.
AUGGUUAUUUCAUGUCUUAUCCAGCUUUUCAAAGAGGCAGAAGUGUACUUUUCUCUGGAGGGAGAGAGAUGGCAAGAAGACUACAUAACACACGAACCGAAACAGGACCGAGUAUCCGAACAUGCCCGCGUGGUUCACAUAGACCUGCAGAAUCGAACAGCCAAACACCUCAUGAUGAAACUCAAGUUUCAGCAUGAAUGGAUCCUGAUCAGCGAAAUAACUUUUAAAUCAGUGCCAACGGUCGUGAAUGCGUCAACCGAAUUCUUAGAUGAAUACUAUAGAACAGAUACGCCACCGUCAUCAAGGAAGAAACGGAAUUCUUCUCUAAGAGUGUCUGUGGGCCUAGCUUGCGGAGCCCUCGUCGGGGGAGCCCUGCGGUUGUCGACGAGGAUUACAGAGAGCCCUAUAACAUUUGGAGGGAGACCCUUGGCCGUCGUGAUAAACGAGAAACACACGACCAAAACGAAUACAACGGAUUUUAAAGAAUUCUAUUCGCCCACAGAAAUUUGUGAAGACUCCGAGUUCCCGAGACCUUAUAUGAUGAAGAGGCCUGAUCCGCACGAGAGUUUCUACGCAGCCACAGACAUAAUACAUCACGUGAGUACUUAG